This is a messenger RNA of Vollenhovia emeryi, 5610 nucleotides long. RefSeq lists its product as uncharacterized. Gene Ontology annotation, molecular function: nucleic acid binding; 3'-5' exonuclease activity. NCBI's taxonomy places the organism in Eukaryota, Metazoa, Arthropoda, Insecta, Hymenoptera, Formicidae. The record is from RefSeq and is a predicted model, not a curated record. Gene Ontology annotation, biological process: nucleobase-containing compound metabolic process. The transcript has 8 exons. Bases 547 to 3033 code for a protein of 828 amino acids.
UGCGUGACGUGACGGCCGGGGCCGGGCAGGGCGGCGCUCGGCGGUCCCUCUAGCGGCGUCUCUCCCAAGCGGGGAGGUCGGGUGUGCUGGCUCCGCGCUCCGGGGUAUAUGCUGCGUGUCGCGCCGCGUUGGGGUUAACUGCGAUUCCGCCGUGCAUCGCCGCCGAGGAGGAGGAAGAUCUUACGAUGUUUCGUUUCUGAAAAUAAAAGAGCAGAGACGAUGACCGGAGACAGGCUGCGAUCGCUGUGGUAGAAUUUUAUCAUCGGGACUGAGAUCUGCCUUUUCCUCCAUUAUGCUGGCCCCGAGAGCGUCCGCUUUAUUUGGAAACCGCUCAAGCUCGACAGAGAUCGUGUCCAUCGAUCGCGCACGAAUCCCCGAUAUAUUUUUCGCAAAGGCAUGAAUACGAAAUGGUGAUAGAUUAGUGAUGUGCCUUUAUCGUCGGUGUUUCAAUUUUACUGCGACAGAAAUGUCUUGACACAUCUUGAGGAAAAGAGUGUAUGUGAUAAAUAUAAGUCUCUCGACGGCGCAGCCCGUACAUACCGAAAGAUGGACAGCUCCGAGUACGAAAUGGUGAGAAACCUGACUCUCCUCUUCUUCUUCGAGCGUCUGAUGGACAAGGGCGGCCCGCGUACGCUGCACGACCUAAGCUGCCAGUUCGGGGCUAAGGGAUUCACGAAGGAGAUGCGCCAGAUAGCGGGGGGAUCGCAAAGUGGCCUUAAGAAAUUUCUGGCGCAGUACCCGGCGCUCUUUCUGAUCGACGGCGAGUACGUGUCCGUCAAUACGUUUCAGCCGGUCGUGGAGGAGGAGAGCGGGAACAAGUCGGGUAAGCGCGACUACGCCCGCGAGGCCGUGGAAUACUUCACGAACAAGCUGCUGCAAUACGGGGUGGGCACCGAGGUGCCUAUCAAGAGCCUGCUGGGCCAUCGGUCGCAAGCCUCGCCGGAGGUCAGGCAUAUAUCCGGUCAGCACUACAAGGAGUUCCGUGAUUUUCUCUCGAGGUACACGGACGCGUUCGUGGUCAGCGAGGAUAACGUGAUACUGAAACAGUACGAGGGCAUGAAGCCGGAGCCGUUUCGCGAGCUGGAGCCCGAUAUCCCGAUAGACCCGGACGUCACGGCGAAGCUGUUGGACUUCUUCUGCGUGUGCAUCGAGCAGAAGGGCCCGGUUCUCAUAGAUCAGUUGUUCAGCACGGUCAAUGAGAAGUUCACCCACGAGAGCUGGACGAGUAUAUUCAAGACGCCGCAGGAUCUGUCCACUUUUAUAAAAAUGUUCCCAGACGCCUUCCACGUGCAGACCAAUCUGGUGACGUUGAUAGGCCGGCCCAAGUCCUCCGUGAUGGAGCCCGCGGUCGCGAAGACGAAGGCCGCGGGCGGCAAUCAGCGCGGUCAGAGCAACAACGUGGCGAACAACGCGUUGCCGAUCGUCCCGCCGAGCAGGAUCCAACUCUCCCAGCCGCCUUCGGAUCGACUGGAGAACGUUUCUAACAACGUCGCGGCUCAGUCCAACUCGCUGCAGAACGCGUCGCCUGCUGUCGAGAACAAUAAUAAUUCACCGCCCGUGAGUUUGCAGCAGCAGUCCCUGAAGCAGAGAUUCAAUACAAUUGUCAUGAGGACCCUGGCGGACAACACUGAGCGGGACCGUAGUCUACAAACCGCCCAGAUGGGCGACACGUGGAAGAUGAAGGUGAUGCUGCAGACCAGGAUAAUAGCGACCACGCGGGAGAGUCUUCAGGUCGUGGAGGAUAUAAUAAAUCCGCGAAAGCCGCCCCCGGACGGCAAGGUGGUUGUCUCUUUCGAUUGCGAGGGCAUCAAUCUUGGUGUCAAGGGGCAGCUGACUCUUGUACAAAUCGGCACGAUGAGCGGCCAGGCGUAUGUGUUCGAUUUGAUCAUGUGCCCGAGCCUCAUUCAAGCUGGUGGUCUCCAGAAGCUGCUGGAGCAUCCUAAUGUUGUUAAGGUGAUUCACGAUUGUAGAAACGACAGUGUCAAUCUGUACAAUCAGUUUAAGAUUACGUUAACGAAUGUUUUUGACACGCAGGCUGCGCACGCAGUGCUGCAAUUUCAAGAGACAGGGAAGCCUGUGUACAAAGUUAAGAACGUUAAUCUCAACACUUUGUGCGAUCAUUAUGGGGCUCCGUGUAAUCCGCUGAAAGAACAAUUGAAAAACAUUUACCGUAAGGAUCAACGUUAUUGGUCACGGCGACCCAUGACUCGCGACAUGCUAAUUUACGCGAGCAGUGAUGUUUUGAGUCUUGUACCUCAAGUUUAUAACGCCAUGUCUAGACUUAUAAAGCCGGAAGUACAAGAUCUUUUUGCAGAGCUGUGCGAAGAACAGAUUCAAAUGCACAUAAGACCGUCGGAAGUAAAAGCACGUAAGAAGCAGCGAAAGGUCGAGACCGAGGUGGCGGAUCUGAAAAAGCGAAUGGAAGAAGCGACGAAUAAAAAUAUUGUACUGAGCAAUCGCGAAAUUCGGCUUCUUCGCUACUUGGAUCUUACCGAGGACGAGAAGGAAAAACUCAAAGGCAGCUAUAAAGUUGCUAGAAAAUUGGAAAAGCUAGAGAAUAUGGGCCAGGAUAAGGCUGAUAGCAGCGACGACGACGACGAGGAUAAAACGGACGAUCAUGAGUAUCAGAGCUUGGAAAGCUAUACAUCGGAAAAUUCUCACUCUGGCGGCAUAUUGUCACCACGGAACGCCGAUACUCCAAGUCUGACCGAGUCGAUGCAAAUGAUGGACGAAAUACUCUCGGACGGUCGGAUGGACAAACUGGAGAAAAUUGAGAAACUGGAAGCCAUACUAUCGGCUGUUACUAGCUCCGCGACCGACCAGCUUUCCGCCAACAAUGCGGACGCGUCGCCUAUCAAAUGCGUCUGCAUGUGUCAAGACGAUAAGACCGACAAUCCGCGGGCGGAUCGCCCGGCCGCCGGAAUUAGUGUGGCUUGUCAAACGCUUAGCACAGGUGAUAUAGUAUUUACUAGAGUUUUUGUCAGCGAGGAGGAAAAAGAGAGAGUAAGAUUAUUGAAUUCGCCAAAAAAGUAGGUAUUACAGCUGCUGUGAAAGUAGAAAAGUUGCCAUUUAUAGGUUUUUUUAUCAAACGGAACGAUUGCAUAAAAGAAUUAAGUAGUUGAAAUUUAUCUAUUUUAUGUAAUAUAUAUAACAAGAGAUUCAUAGAGCAGAACUGGCGAAACUCACACAAUGUUUUCCGACGUGUCUGCUCCCUUAAAAAAGUGUCUUAAAUGGAUAGGCCUUGUUAUACAUGCCUUUCCAGAUCUGUCGGUAUAAUGAUCAGAUUUUUGGAAAAAGGUUAUUAAUUUUAAUAUGACGAUAUCGUACGUUUAUUAUCUGCUUGAAGAUUACCUUUCUUUUACGAGCGUUUAAGAAAGACCGAAUCGUUUCAGUGACAAGAUAUAACCGCGAACAAGGUUUUAACAGCCGCAGAUCUUGUGAUUUUUAACAUACUUCAAUUUGCGGCGUUUUACAUUUGACUCGGGACUAAACUGCUGAAAGUUCUUUUAAAAUGUUUCUUUAGAAAAAAAAUAUAUAUACAUAUGUACAAAUAUCAACAGAAGAAUCAUACUGUUUAUAUAAGGGUAACGAUUGCUGACGCUUUUAUUAGCGUUGCAAAGUUAACAAAAUGCAUAUCUCACGCUUGCGAAAUAUUUUUUAUGUGAAGUACUGCAUUAAAAUCGCUAAUUUUUAAGUCUCAUAUGGCCUAGUUUGCGUCACUUAUCAGAAAGGACGAAUUGUUGGCAGUGAUAGAAGCAUAGCAGCGGUUGUUUAACAGACAAAUGCUUUCUCUCCAAGAUUUAAGCCUACGCACGCGAAAGAAACUUAUGCAAACCUCUUCCUUACAUCGAUUACAAAUAUAACUUAUUUUCGUAUAUAGCUAUACAAGUGCCAAUUUAAUAUAGAAUAUACAAUAAACGGGUUAAUACAUUUUAUAUUUGUAUUUAAUUACGUGCUUGGUGAAUAAUUAUGCUCGCACUUCCAAUGAAUGAAUUAAUAAUCUGAUAGUAUUAAAUAAGACAAACGCAUUAUUCGUGUUGCAUAGAUCUGCAUUUAUACACACUUCUAAUAACAUAUCAUUAAAUAAGCAAACUGCCAGCGAGAGAAGUGACGAUUUCGAGAGAUUUAAAUAAGUCAUUGUCAUCGUAAAUUACCAGUGUUUUUAGUGCAAUACUUUACACAUUGAUAAUAUACAUUUAACAUCGAUCGCGUAAUCCAUCAUUUAACAAUUAAAAGCAUACUAUGAAGAUAUAUAGCCGAAAGACAAAGUUAUGUAAGCGAAUCAUUGACACGUUCUCAUUUAUCGAUCGAGAGGCUCAACUAGUAUCAAAUUGUUCGACUAUCUCGUGUAUGUAUACUACAAUAUAUAAAGUAUACUAGAAACUACUAUAGUAUAUCUACGUUUCUUUGAUCUAAUCAAAACGCCGACUACUAGCAAUAUUUUUUAUAAAAUUCUUGAGAAUGUGAGACAAGUACAUCGGGUUUCUCUAGUAUUUUAAUGUAGAUGUUUGAUUAUUAUAUUUCGUUAUAUAAUUGGAAGGGAAACUAAUAAGUGGAUAAUACUUAUGUGGGAGUAAUCCUUGUUGAAGUAUGCGUAAACUGCGUUGUUACUAGAAAGUGCAAUUUAGUUCAUCGCAGAAAUACAUUUGGUACUCGAAUUAUUAUUCUGGCAGCUGCGUGCAUUACUUUGUAUCAUUUUGCACGCGUGUGUUUGCUAAUUGCGAAUAAUUCUCGAUAUACAAAAAUAUCUGGAGAGAUACUCGCGCUCUAUACACAAAUUAUAUUUAAGACGAAAAUUCGACGAGAAUAUAAAUCUCUUGUAAGAAUGUAAAACAAUCAUACAUCCUCAGGCUUGGAUUUAAUUUUAAUUAUGUUAAGGCCUCUUUUAAAUGCCUUUUAAAUUCUCGUAAUACAUAUUUGUAAUACAAAUUUUUAUAAAUAUAUAAUAUAAAUUAUAUAUUUAUAAAUUUUACACGUAUACAAAUUUUCUGUAUAUUGAUAAUCAGUCAUAUUUUUUAUCCCUUGCACUCAUAUAUUGACUUGGGGAUAAUCUCCUUGACUUGGGAUUAUUGCGAAUUUUAACUAAAUUAAUUCUUGUUGACAUUAAUUAUUAAUAACUUGUUAACCGUGAAUUCAAUAAACAUGAAGGAGAAGGAUUAUAUAUACUUUUGGGUAAUCAAUUACAAAACGCAAUCCACUUUAAGAUUGUGCUCAGGAUUGACACAAGAAUUGUACAGUAUUUGCUUGAUGAUAAUAUAAUUUGCAGAUUAUUGAUUGCAUUGCUAUUUGGUUCACCCUGAUUUUCAGAAAAGAAAACGUCUUAAUGCCAUUCUUUAUUUAUUAACAUACAUUUUCUUUUCUUAUUAUUUGGGUGAUUUGAUUUUUAUCAGCGAUAUUUUAAGGAUGAAGUAAAAAAAGUACCAUCUAAAUUAUUUUAUAAUGCAUUUAUAUCAAGUCAUAAUAGUAAUUAUACUAAAAAAACAAGGAACGUCACGCAAAUAUUUAUACGAAAGAAUGCUGAUUCAUGUAAUUAACAAUGACUAAUUCGAUGCGUACAGAUGCGAAGUAAAGUCUAAAACGAAUAUACGUAAUAAAGAAUAUUAAAAAAGA